This is a messenger RNA of Chironomus riparius, 423 nucleotides long. The record is from the annotation of a GenBank genome assembly. Lineage: Eukaryota; Metazoa; Arthropoda; Insecta; Diptera; Chironomidae.
AUGCCUGUGAAUACAAGAGAAUUAAUAGACGCAGUAUCAAUUAUUGCUGAAAAUCAAAACAUUCGAGUGACUGUAACGUCUAGUUUUAAAGCGUCAUGCAUAGUAGCUGGAACAACUUUUGUUGGAAGUGUGGUUCUUGGUCCUUUGGGAAUUCCAAUCGGUGCUACAUGUGGUGGAUUGUAUGCUUAUAGCCAAGCAAGAGGCACAUUUAGAUCCGCAGCAGUAAUCAUUAGAGAUGAGUUGACUGAGGAACAAAAAGACGCAUUGUGUCAACAUAUUGUUGAUGCAUUCAACGAAGUUCGUCCAGAGGAAAUUGCUUUGUUGAUUCCACUACUUAUGGCUCCUGGACAGUUUCAAACACUCGCUAUGACAAAAGUUGUCAGUUACCUUCGAGAUGAAUUGAACAUGCGUGUUGCUAAUUGA